AUGGAUGAGCUGGAGGAGAAGAAGGAGCCUCCUGGUCAGUCUGUCCAGUCUACUGAAGACCAGAAGAAGUCCACCCAGGACCAGGAUGGGGGCAGCAGUGAUGAAUGGGACACUGACCUGGAAACAGAUGGUAUAGUUCAUCUUCAACACCCUCCCAUUUUCCGUCUAGGUCCGACCACUCGCACCCAGAGCUUGUCCCGUACAGAGCUGUACCUGCAGGCCUGUCGGCAGGCAAGAACCGUCCCUGUUUCCUCCUUCAUCCGUAAUUUGGAUAAAACCGAUCUAAACUUGAACCAUUAUGGAAUGGGACCCCAGGGGGUUAAAGCUUUGGCCAGAGCUCUGGAAAAUGACACCGUUAUCACCCACCUGGAGCUGGAGGACAACUCACUUGGGGCAGAAGGAAUACGCCAUCUGGUGGAGAUGCUUGACCAGAACGCCACCAUUCAGAGUCUAAAUCUUUCCAACAACCAGCUGGGCUACAAAGGAGCUAAAAUCAUCUCCAAGUUUCAGUCAAACAAUUAUGAUCUCAAAUACAUCAAACUCUCAGAUAACGGCUUUGAUGCUUCUGCUGCUAAAUGUUUAGCGGAUGCUUUAAGGGGUGACUACGUGGUCAAAGAGCUGGACCUCAGUCACAACAAAUUCUGUGAACAAGGAGGAAAACACCUGGGCCAUAUGUUAGAAACCAAUGCAGGUAUCGAAGAGUUGAAUCUGAGCUGGAGUCUGCACAGUGUGGUGGAUCUGUGUGCCGGUCUGGAGCUCAACCUGACUCUGAAGCGGCUCUACCUGACGCACAACAAAUUUGGCCACAGCCAGGCGAAGUCACUGGGCCAAGCGCUGAAAGUCAACAGCACACUUGUGUUGCUGGACCUGAGCGAUAACCUGAUAGACGACGAGGCUGUGACGCCGCUCUGCCAGGGCCUCGCCUCCAACAUCACCCUCGUAGUUCUCAAGCUGUCCAAUAACCCCGUGACAAACCUCGGAGCGACGACGCUGCUCAAAACUGUUGUCAACAACACGGAAUCAGCACUGAAGGACGUUGAUAUUUCUGGGGUGUUUGUGCACGAGGCCUUCAUUGAGCUGCUGCAAAAAGCCCGUCAGGGGCGUCCUGCUCUGAAUGUCCAGUACGGCGUCAUGGACUUCGUCACCAGGAACUUAUCUGCCCUCCCCAUCUUCAAGAAAUUCCUUGAAGAGCAAAAUUUGAGCAUCACGGAUUUCUUCAAAACUUUGGACAAAGACGGAACAAUGAAGGUUCCCACCUCUGUCUUCAGGAGAGCCGUAAUGGAAGCAAACCUACCUCUGGAUCAGCGUCAGCGAGCAUAUCUGGUCCGGCAGUUUGACAAGAUCAUCACAGGAACCAUAGCCUACAGGUCAGUCUGGCAGUUGGAUCAACAGAAUAAUCAGGGUUUUCUUGUUUGUCAGGACAGAGCACAUCAUUUACAAGCGUUUUCAUUUGGAUGUAAUUUAGUUGAAGCCAUCACCUGCUGUGAAGAUUUUGUGGGUCCAGCGGUAACCACAGAGUAG
Molecule: messenger RNA, 1521 nt
Organism: Acanthochromis polyacanthus (spiny chromis)
Lineage: Eukaryota; Metazoa; Chordata; Actinopteri; Pomacentridae
Product: leucine-rich repeat-containing protein 74A-like
Exons: 13
Coding region: 1-1521 (506 amino acids)
Molecular function (GO): protein binding
Source: RefSeq, a predicted model, not a curated record